Molecule: messenger RNA, 489 nt
Organism: Paraglomus occultum
Lineage: Eukaryota; Fungi; Glomeromycota; Glomeromycetes; Paraglomerales; Paraglomeraceae
Source: the annotation of a GenBank genome assembly
AUGUCUUUUGCAGAGACCUUAAUAACUCAACUCGAGACGAACCCGCUAAACUGGUUCCUCUUCGCAUUUCUUAUUUACGUGGUGUACUCAUACUUGACCCCUCCAAAUCACGAUCCCCCCAAAGCGAGACAUCCGGAAACAACUGUCUUUCGUCACUAUACACCUAGACAGCUGAGAGCAUAUGAUGGCCGAAGUCAAAAUAAAAUCUACCUGGCCGUAUGCGGAAAUGUGUAUGAUGUGACACGGGGACGUAAUUUCUAUGGUCCAGAUGGACCAUACGGUAAUUUUGCUGGUCGUGAUGCCUCGCGCGGUUUGUCCAAAAAUUCAUUUGAUCUCGAUGUAUUGACACCAAUUGAUCAGCCGAUUGAUACUCUGGAAGAUCUAACGUCAGAAGAAUUGGACGUUUUGAGAGAUUGGCAUGAUCAUUUCAGAAACAACAAGGAUAGGAUGUAUGAUAAUUUAUCAUGUCUUGACGUGACUGAAAGAUGA